CUAUUUCCUGUUUUCAAACAGGGAACUUAGCAAAGCAAAAGCCACUCAACCACUUACGGGAGCUUGGAACAGAGAAAAUAUGUGACCCGCUCCUGGACCCUUGGACGUACUCAGGGCCCGAAGACCUCAGAGUGAAGAUAAAAGUAGUCCCUAUCACCGAUGGUGGUCAGAUUAAGUGAGAGAGUGAGCGGAUUGAAUGCAGAGUGCACACCAAACAAGUUCCACUUUGCUCACUGGGCACACUCACCAGCCAUGUGACCUUGGGCUAGACCUCCGUUUCCUCAUCUGUUAUUUACGGGAAAUGAUAGAUUUCUGUGAGCUGUAAAUUAGACAAGGAAUAUGAAGAACUAGGUGACUAAGAAGUGGGCCAAAUAAGCUGUCAGUAAAAGUUUCCUUAUAAAUAGAUAGAUGACAGGUGAUGUAUAGAUUAUAGAUAGAUGGUACAGAAAUAGAAAAAAUAGGAUAAAGGAUACAUGAUGAUGAUAGAUAGGUGAUAGAUAGGUAACUUGAUAGGUAGAUGAUAGAUGAUAGAUAGACAGAUGAUAGAUAAUGAUAGAUAACAGAUGAUAGACAAUAGAUGAAUGGUAGAUGAUAGGUAAUGAUAGAUGAUAGACAGAUUGGUAGAUAGAUAAUAGACAGUAGAUAGAUGAUGUUAGAUGAUACACACAGAGUAAUCUAAAAUUGAGCAUUGGGGCAUUUAACUGGACAAGCCAUUAUCUUGGCUUGAAGUCACCACAUUGAAAAUCAAGAGCAACUUAAUAGUACAAGGAUCAUAAUCCUAACAGAAGGUCUACGUCACCUUGGAACCAUCUGUCCAGCAGAAGAGCAGACCCAGCCUUGGAACAUGGCAUGUCCUGAGCACCCUGGGAGCCCUGGCUGGACAGGACCUGUAACCCAGUGUGCUGCUAAGACCAAGCAGGAAGCACCCACCUCGGACCCAGAUCUCCCAAGCCCAGGACCUAGAGAACACUCAGGUGCCCACCCCAGUCCGAGCUCCAACUCCAGCAUGACCACCCGGGAGCUGCAGGAGUACUGGAAGAAGGAGAAGUGCCGCUGGAAGCACGUCAAGCUGCUCUUUGAGAUCGCCUCAGCCCGCAUUGAGGAGCGAAAGGUCUCCAAGUUUGUGAUGUACCAGAUCGUGGUCAUCCAGACGGGGAGCUUCGACAGCAACAAGGCUGUCCUGGAUCGGCGCUACUCGGACUUCGAGAGGCUGCACAAGAGCCUGCUGAAGACGUUCCGGGAGGAGAUGGAGGACGUGGUGUUCCCCCGGAAGCGCCUGACGGGGAACUUCUCGGAGGAGAUGAUCUGCGAGCGCAAGCUGGAGCUCAAGGAGUACCUGGGGCUGCUCUACGCGCUGCGCUGCGUGCGCCGCUCGCGCGAGUUCGCCGACUUCCUCACGCGGCCCGAGCUGCGCGAGGCCUUCGGCUGCCUGCGCGCCGGCCAGUACGCGCGCGCGCUCGAGCUGCUGGUGCGCGUGGUGCCGCUGCAGGAGAAGCUCACGGCCCACUGCCCCACGGCCGCCGUCCCCGCGCUCUGCGCCAUGCUCGUGUGCCACCGCGACCUGGAGCGCCCCGCCGAGGCCUUCGCCGCCGGGGAGCGGGCCCUGCGGUGCCUACAGGCCCGGGAGGGCCAUCGCUACUAUGCGCCCCUGCUGGACGCCAUGAUCCGCCUGGCCUACGUGCUGGGCAAGGACUUCGUGUCCCUGCAGGGCAGGCUGGAGGAGAGCCAGCUCCGGAAGCCCACCCACCGGGGCUUCACCCUCAAGGAGCUCACGGUGCGGGAGUAUCUGUCCUGAGCCAGCCGGGCACCUGGCAGGGAGACUAGGGGCCACCGUGGCUCCGGUGGGCGGCGCGGGCAGCGUUUUUCACGGGAGGACCUGUUGGGAGCUGUGAGUUGCUGGGUGACGUUCGGCAAGUCCCUCUGAUCUGUAUGGAACGAGGUGCUCCUGGGACCCCCUGUGUUUCUAGCUUAGGUCCCCUGAUGUCGGGCUCCCUUCAUCUCCAAACCACAAAACUAGCUGCAAAAAAUGUUGGAGAGUGCUGUGGACCUUGCUGAUGUUUUUGUGGGAAGCAGGAGGAGAGGUUUGCAUCACGAAUCAUGGACUAAGCGCAGGUAAUUUCCUGGCAGAGGGCUCUCCAGCUGCCCUGGGUCUUUUUGUGCUGCUCUUAUGCUUAUAAGUAGACCCACCCAGCCGGGUGUGGAGGCCCCCAAAAAAGGGCUGGGGAUGUGCCUCAGUUUCCAAGUGCCCCUGGGUUCAAUCUGCAAGACCAAAAAAAAAAAAAAAAGACCCACCCAUUAUCCUAAUAUUCUUGCUCUUCCCCUUAGCAUGCAGACCUCACUCGGCAAAUCAAAGGCUCUCCUAUUGUCCCUUCAGGACAGCCUCUUCCCCUGCAGAGCCCCCAGGGUGAAGGUUGUACACCGUCUCUUUGAAGGGUGGGAGGAGGAUACUGGGCCAGAAAGCUAUUAUAUCAUAAGAUUCUAUGACAGGCAGUUUUAGAAAGGGAAGUUCCAGAGACCUCUCUGACUAGGAUGCUAGAACACAUUGCCUGGAGUUGUAGUUUCACUCAUAUGGCCGAUGUUUCCUGAAUGGCAUCCCCAGAUAUGUAGAUGUAGCCCUGGAAGGAGGGGGAAUAAGAACAUGCAGUGGGGCCUCUGGAUAGAAAACAGACUGAAUUCUCAACAGCUCUCCAUUUGAGGUACAGAGUUCCUGGAACCUCUCUGACAGUGUGGGGCCUACUGUCUACUGUCAGGAAAGGACUACUGAGGCCUACUAUCAGGAAAGGACUCACACCAUGGACACCAGAGUGGGGUGGAGAGCCAGCACCAAUGACCUGAGCUAACGGUACAGGCUGAAUUGGGCCAAUGUGUAUCUGAGCCUGGAAGCCCCUGAAGACCUAAACUAAACUAUCUGGCCAAAAUUUGGAAACCCUAAUGUUGGGCACUACUUUGGCCAGGGUGGGAUAUGGCCCAGGUCAAGGUAGCAGUGGACAAGCAUUCACUAAACUACACCAGAGUCUGUUCAACAGCGACACCUUGUGGCAACCACUGUGUGGCCCAAUCCCGGCUCUUUCCUGAGGGUGAGAAUAAAACACAGACAGCUUUGGACAAAGAAAACCCUCCUGUCUCUCUGUUUACUCCAGGAGAAGGACCCUGGAAGCAGGAAUAUGUUGGACUUCUUGAAAGCCAGGGCAUAUGGGAAACUAGAGUGUUAAAUGAAAAAAAUAAAAGUAGUGACUCUGCUAUUAUGAA
Molecule: messenger RNA, 3249 nt
Organism: Marmota monax (woodchuck)
Lineage: Eukaryota; Metazoa; Chordata; Mammalia; Rodentia; Sciuridae
Gene: Snx20
Product: sorting nexin 20
Exons: 5
Coding region: 845-1795 (316 amino acids)
Biological process (GO): protein transport
Cellular component (GO): early endosome membrane
Molecular function (GO): phosphatidylinositol phosphate binding; protein binding
Source: RefSeq, a predicted model, not a curated record